Molecule: messenger RNA, 3259 nt
Organism: Scomber japonicus (chub mackerel)
Lineage: Eukaryota; Metazoa; Chordata; Actinopteri; Scombriformes; Scombridae
Gene: mios
Product: missing oocyte, meiosis regulator, homolog (Drosophila)
Exons: 12
Coding region: 142-2778 (878 amino acids)
Biological process (GO): cellular response to amino acid starvation; positive regulation of TORC1 signaling
Cellular component (GO): cytoplasm
Molecular function (GO): protein binding
Source: RefSeq, a predicted model, not a curated record
UGGUGGUAGUGGUGGUGCUGCUCGAAGUUGUCGCUGUUUCAACAUGUGUAUGUGAAGUUAUAACUGGCUGGCUGGUUUAAACAAUGCACUGUAAUAGUUGUGACCGGAUUCCUCUGAGGUUUUUCUAGCUGUUUCUGAAUCAUGAGUGGCUCCAAACCAGACAUCCUGUGGUCUCCUCACCACCCGGACCGCUAUGUCAUCUGUGACUCUGAGCUGGGGCUGUAUCGUAUUGGACCUGUGGGCAGCGCAGAAACCAAAGCAGGCACUCUCCCACUUUCUGAAGAAACUGCUGCCACUUUACUAGCCAUUAACUCUGACACUCCUUAUAUGAAAUGUGUGGCUUGGUAUCCAAAGCAUGAGCCUGAGUGUUUGCUGGCUGUGGGCCAAGCUAAUGGCAGAGUGGUGCUCACCAGCUUGGGCCAGAGCCACAACUCCACAUGCAAAGAGCUGGUGGGGAAAGAGUUUGUACCCAAGCACGCCCGCCAAUGCAACACAUUAGCCUGGAAUCCAGUGGACAGUAAUCUGCUGGCGGCCGGGUUGGACAAGCACAGAGCCGACUUCUCUGUCCUCAUAUGGGACAUCAGCAGUAAGUUCUCCCCGGAGGCGAGCGUAGCGGCUGAUAAGAUCCGUCUAUCGUCUGUGGAUUUGGACUCCAGCUCAGUUGUGACCAAACCGUUGUACGAGUUAGGUCAAAAUGACGCUUGCCUGUCCCUCUGCUGGCUGCUGCGUGACCCCAAGCUGCUGCUGGCCGGGAUGCACAGGAACCUGGCCAUAUUUGACCUGAGGAACACCAGCCAGAAGACGUUCGUCAACACCAAGGCCAUCCAGGGGGUGACGGUGGACCCGCACUUUCAUGACCGGGUGGCUUCCUUCUUCGAGGGUCAGGUGGCCAUCUGGGAUCUGAGGAAGUUUGAGAAGCCUGUGCUCACGUUGACCGAGCAGCCGAAGCCUCUAACUAAGGUGGCUUGGUGCCCGACUCGUACCGGCCUGCUGGCGACUCUGACACGUGACAGCAACAUCAUCCGCCUCUACGACAUGCAACACACUCCCACGCCUAUCGGAGACGAGACGGAGCCCACCAUCAUCGAGCGCAGCGUGCAGCCCUGCGAGAAUCAGAUCGGCAGCUUCGCCUGGCACCCGUCCUCUCAGAACCGCAUGGUGGUGGUAUCUGCAGCCAACCGGGUCAUGACCGACUUCACCGUGUUCGAACGCAUCUCGCUGGCCUGGAGCUCCACCACCUCGCUCAUGUGGGCGUGCGGCAGGCACCUCUACGACUGCGUGGAGGACGGGGCGGAAGGAGCGGAGAGCGUGAUAGAGAAGGACAUCGCCACCAAGAUGAGGCAGAGGGCUCAGUCCAGAUACGGACACGAUACCGUCCAGGUGUGGAGGAACCACCUGCUGGCGGGGGGGAACGACCCCCAGCUCAAGUCUCUGUGGUCCGACCUGUUUUAUAUGAAGCAGUGUGCAGAGGACAUGGAGCUGAAACUGCAGGGGAACAAACAGUCUGUCGUCUACUCUGGAAUCAAAAACAUCGUGAAGACCAGCUCAGGCACGACCGAGAGCCGCCGGUGCUGGAGCGGCUCGGAUCGUCAGACGGACGUGUCGAGGUACCAAAGCGAGGAGCGCAGCCUCGCCCUGCGGCUCUGCGGCUGGAUCAGCCGAGGGCCCGACAUCGACGUGGAGCCCUUCCUGCGAUCCCUGGAGCAGGAGCGCGAGUGGGAGCGGGCGGCCGCCGUGGCUCUGUUCAACCUGGACAUCCGCAGAGCGAUCCAGAUCCUCAACAAGGGAGCGACUGCAGAGAAGGGUGACUUGAACCUGAAUGUGGUUGCCAUGGCGCUGUCAGGCUACACGGACGAGAAGACGUCCCUGUGGAGGGAGAUGUGCAGCUCUCUGAGGCUGCAGCUGAAGAACCCCUACCUCUGCGUCAUGUUUGCCUUUCUCACCAGCGAGCCCGGAGCGUAUGACGGCGUGCUGCACGAGAGCAGCGUCGCUGUGAGGGACCGAGUAGCCUUCGCUUGUAUGUUUCUCAGCGAUGCACAGCUGCCUCGAUACAUCGACAAACUAACCAACGAGAUGAAAGACGCGGGUAACCUGGAGGGCAUCCUGCUGACGGGGCUGACUAAAGAUGGAGUAGAUCUCAUGGAGAGUUAUGUGGACCGUACUGGAGAUGUUCAGACUGCCAGCUUCUGCAUGCUGAAGGGUUCCCCGGGUGAAGUGUUGAAAGACCCUCGAGUCCAAUGUUGGAUCGAGAACUACCGUAACCUGCUGGACGCCUGGAGGUUCUGGCACAAGCGGGCCGAGUUCGACAUCCACAGAGGAAAGCUGGACCCCAGCUCUAAACCUCUGGCCCAGGUGUUCGUUAGCUGCAACUUCUGCGGGAAGUCCAUCUCCUACAGCUGCUCGGCGAUGCCUCACCAGGGCCGCGGCUUCAGCCAGUACGGUGUGAGCGGCUCGCCCACCAAGUCGAAAGUCACCAGUUGCCCCGGCUGCAGGAAGCCGCUGCCACGCUGUGCCCUCUGCCUCAUGAACAUGGGCACACCUGUUUCCAACUGCCCAGGAGCGGGGAAGUCAGAUGAGAAGGUUGACUUAACAAGGGAGAACAAACUCGCCCAGUUUAACAACUGGUUCACCUGGUGUCACAACUGUCGACACGGCGGCCACGCUGGCCACAUGCUCAGCUGGUUCAGAGACCACACCGAGUGCCCGGUGUCAGCUUGCACGUGUAAAUGCAUGCAGCUGGACACCACAGGAAACCUGGUGCCUUCAGACAGCAGCUAGACAGGAGAGGAACCUGUGCAGGAACCUGAAGCCAGACACCAGCCUGAAGCCAACCAGUGCCGGCUCACCGCUGUCACCCGCCACGCUGACAACUAGGGGGCAAAGGACAAAGGGUGCCAGUAGUGUCCUUCUCUGAAGUGACUGCUCACAUACAAGGACAUACCGUUAAUAAGUUAAUAGUCUAGUAUUGGGCUGUGCGAUAUGACGGUAUGUAUAUAUAUAUCCUGUGAUGAUAGAAAAGUGUCGAACGAAGGAAGGGAAGAAAGGAAAAGAAGAAAAGAAGGAAGAAAGGAAAAGAAGGUGAAGGAAAGGUGGAAGGAAGGAAGGAAAAGGGAUUAGGAAGGAAGCAAGGAAGGAAGGAAAGACGGAGGGAAGGAAACAAAGAAGGAAAGAACACAAGGAAGGAAGGAAAGGGGAUUAGGAAGGAAGGGAAGAAAGGAAAAGAAGACAAGAAAGGAAGGAAGGAAGGAAGGAAAGGAAG